This is a messenger RNA of Rotaria sordida, 348 nucleotides long. NCBI's taxonomy places the organism in Eukaryota, Metazoa, Rotifera, Eurotatoria, Philodinida, Philodinidae. The record is from the annotation of a GenBank genome assembly.
AUGGUUGGAACAGAACAAGGUCGAAUUGUUUUGUGUAAUUGUAAAGGGAAAAAUGAUGCUGAAAAAAUUGCAAAUGUUUUUCUAGGACAUUGUGGUCCUGCUUAUGCACUUCAACGUCAUCCGAAUUUUUCGAAAACUUUUCUAUCUGUUGACAAUUGGACUCAAAAUGAACCAACUUUAUCAAUUCAAGUUGUUGAUGAAUCCCUUCAUUGUUUACGUGUACAAGAACCUCAUGGCCGUCUUGUUGCUUGUGGUUCACAGAAUGGUAUAGUAACAUUAAUUGAAGUAUCGGAUAAUUUAUGUGUACAAGAAAAAAGUGAAAAAGGCUUAAUGAAUGGAGUAAAAUGA